Coregonus clupeaformis (lake whitefish) is the source of this 2660-nucleotide messenger RNA. Its product is annotated as transmembrane protein 209. Lineage: Eukaryota; Metazoa; Chordata; Actinopteri; Salmoniformes; Salmonidae. The transcript is spliced from 15 exons. Gene Ontology annotation, cellular component: membrane. The coding region runs from base 148 to 1809 and encodes 553 amino acids. The record is from RefSeq and is a predicted model, not a curated record.
AUCUCAGCAGCAUGUUUUGAAAAGGGGCGGGUGUACGGAACGGAAGUAGUUACACUACUCUAGAACAUUACACUUCCGGUUGAAAUAAAACAUUUGUGCAGCGCCGUUGAAGCGAACUGGCAGCCGACAGUGUGACGUUAUGUGGACAUGACUCCGACGAAACAGGAAGACAUGUCUACUCUCAUCGACAGGACGAUGAGGAUGAGGAGGGAGGAGCAGGCGCGCCAGGUGGUCCUCGCCUGGGCAGUCCUCAAUGUGUCGCUAGCUGGCAUGAUCUGCACUGAGAUGUCAGGAAAACUGCUGAGCCUGUACUUCAACAUCUCUUAUUGGCCUAUCUGGUACAUAGAGCUGGCCUUUGCCUCAGUCUUCAGCCUCAACGCCCUGUUUGACUUCUGGAAGUACUUCAAGUACACCAUGGCCCCCUCCACCAUCGCUGUUACCCCUGACCAGCACCGCCUUCUUGGCCUCAGAAACUCAGGUAUCCAGGCGUCACCCCCGCUGAAGCAAGAGAAGCAGGAGGCUCAAGCCCCGGCUCAGUCGUCGCCCCUCCAGGGUCAGAGCGUGCUCAGCUUCAGUCCCUCCAGGCCGGCCAGCACCAGCCCCAAGUUUUCCCCCAGCUGUGUUCCUGGAUACAGCCCCCUUUUGAGCAGCCCGUCCACCCCGGGCAGCGGGGGACACUUCUCCCCCUCCCUGGCCUUUGGAAAGUUGAACUACAGCCCCCCCUCAUCCUACCCCAGCAGCAUUGGCCCAGUGGAUGGCACCAGCCUGAGGGCACGCUACCGCACCUCUCCCUCCGUGUUCAACUCCCCCGGGGGCAAGGAGGACUACAUGGAGUCCCUGAAGACCCUGGACAGGUUCCUCCGCACCGAGGAGGAGAAGAGCCACCGCAGUCAGUUAGGGAGCCCAGAGUCGGUGUCGCCCUCCCACAGCCCCACAUUCUGGAACUAUAGCCGCUCGGUGGGGGACUACGCCCAGAGCCUGAGGAAGUUCCAGUACCAGCCGGCCUGCCGCUCCCAGGCCCCCUCAGCCAGCAAGGACGAGACGGACCUGGGCUCCAAACAGGCUGCUGAGGAGGUUUGGGCCAGAAUCACAACCAGUCGUCUCGUGGUGGACAGCAUAGACAGCUGGAUGGCCAAGCUCAGAAAUUGGAUAAAUGACACCAUUCUAGUGCCACUGGUGAAGGAGAUGGACUCAGUGAAUGGCCAGCUAAGGAGAAUGGGCUGCUCUGAACUCCAGAUCGGAGAAGCCAGUAUAGCCAGCCUAAAACAGGCUGCUGUUUUGAAGGCCUCAGUCAUCCCCACCAUGCCUGCUAUUGUGCAGUACCUGGACAUCACCCCUAACCAAGAGUAUCUAGUGGAGAGAAUCCGAGAACUGGCCCAUAGUGGCUGCAUGAGUUCUUUCCGCUGGAACAGGGGCGGGGAUCUCAAAGCCAGGAAGUGGGACACAGACCUCCCUUCAGACUGUGCUAUCCUCAUGCAUGUGCUGUGCACAUACCUGGACUCCCGACUCCCGCCGCACCCUAAGUACCCCGACGGCAAGACCUUCACCUCGCAGCAUUUCACCCAGACGCCAGACAAACCUGACGUGACGAAUGAAAGCCUCUUCUGCAUUCACCAAAGUAGCACCAAUCCCCCGCACUACCAACUAAUCUACCAGGGCAAUGUCUACAGCCUGCCCAAGGGAAGGAACAACCUGUUCCACACUGUUCUCAUGUUCCUCUUCGUCAUCAAAACCAAGGAGUCUGGGAUGCUGGGGAGAGUAAAUCUGGGCCUAUCAGGCGUGAACAUCCUGUGGAUAUUUGGGGACUGAUGCAAUCUUUCUCUAUUCUUGAGCAUUUCACAGCAGAAUGUCACAGAGGACUUUAGAGGGCAGAUACUUCCUCAAAUAUUUUGUCACCUCAAGGUUUGAUUGUGAAACAAUAAAUCGUAGCUUCUGAUAAGACUAUUCUGUAGAUGUUAGUUACCAUAACUGUCCUCAGAUUCAGGUUAAUAAGGAAGCACUUACGAGAGUAACAUUUUGUUGUACAUUUGUUCAGUCAUUUUCUCCGUUUUAUUUAAUUUGAAAGUAGUUAUUGUCAUUUGUGACAUUUUAAAAUCAAAUUAUUACAAAGACCAUUUACGUUUAGUUUGAUAUUAUGGUGCAUCAAAAACAACUGUACUGUAUUUUAACUCGGCAUCCACAAUUGACUCAAUUUUGUAAGUAUUUUGCGAAUGUAUCAGAAUAGCGUCCUUGUAAAUAGUAUAUCACAGGUUUGUCUGGUUGCAUUGGAUUAAACCCUCCUGGCUUGAAUGUAUGUUAUUGUGUUUUCCUUUUUGUAUGAAUUGUUUGUGAGAGCUUGAAUAUUGCAGCUAGAAUGCUUGAGUUCUUCCUUUUUGUUGAGUGACAGGCUUUGGAGUGGUAGUAAUGUUACAUUUAACAUUUUAACAUUUUUGUCAUUUAGCAGACACUCUUAUCCAGAGCGACUUACAGCAUAAGAAAGCAUGGCUUUGUUUACUAGGGCUGCAGUUACUUGCAUUGGCAUGCACAUUAUGUCUAUUCUAACUAGAAGUUUGUUCCACAAUUCAAGAUAGAUAGAUACAAAGACAUGGCCUCCUGUAGCUCAGUUGGUAGAGCAUGGCGCUUGCAAUGCCAGGGAUGUGGGUUCGAUUCCCACGGGGGGC